Molecule: messenger RNA, 2385 nt
Organism: Arabidopsis thaliana (thale cress)
Lineage: Eukaryota; Viridiplantae; Streptophyta; Magnoliopsida; Brassicales; Brassicaceae
Product: glutamyl-tRNA (Gln) amidotransferase subunit C
Exons: 3
Coding region: 1263-1967 (234 amino acids)
Source: RefSeq, marked reviewed
UAGUAACACACUGACCCUACGUGGAAACAAGAAAGAUAUUAAAAAAACUCAUAUGAUUCGUCUCUAUAAAAGAUCCAACUCUCACAAAUCAAACAAAUCACAUUUCCACUCUCCUUGAAUCUGAUUUCUCCACAAAAAAACUACAUCGAUCAUCGAUAAUAGAUCGUACUACAAUACUAUAUUCUCAAAACGAUGGUGUUUCCGGCGUGUGUACAGUGCGGAACAAGACAAAACCCCUGUCGGUGCAAAGUGGUUGGACCAACUUUAGGGUUCGUGGCUUUUCUGAUAACCGGAAUCAUCGAGUGGCCAGUUGGUGCGGUGGUGUAUAUCUUUAAACACGCCAAGGGUCGUCGUAUAAUGGGUCAUCCGGCCAGAAAAGUUUAUCCCAAAGUCUCUCGAUCUAUUCCCAUUUGACUUUCUUGUCAUUAAUUAUAAUCAUGCUUUGUAUUUGCUUGACAAAUAAUGAUUCCACUUUUUAGAUAUAUGUGAUCACAUAAGGUAUCUAAGUCCAGAAUUAGUAUCCGUUAUAAUGACCAAAUAAUGUUAUGUUAAAAUUGAUACUUUGUUUCUUGUCUUUUCAAUUUGAUUUACUUGAUGUGUACCUUUUGUUUUGUUUUGUAAUAUACUUGUGCAAGCUAAUAAAGUUUCAUGAAAGAUAUUCUUAUGAUUGAGAAAAGUAUUAGCUGCAUCGUAAAACCCUAAAUCUUUGAAUCAAAGCUAUCCAAUCCAUUGUAUAACGAGUAAGAUUGGUACGGAUGAAUUAUUUUUAGAACACGAGAAUGUUUGGAUUUUUGUUCUAACGAAACAGAACUGAGAAUCGCGGGAGAAACCAAUCAAAUUCCAUGUUUGACCUUUGUUUUUACCUUUUUACCGCGGUAAGUAUUGAAUAGUAAAAAAAGUUUGCUUCAUAAAAUAGGAUUCGAUCAAAAAAGCCGUUAAAAGAGAAAAGGAUGUUCGCGCGAAGACUCUCCUCUCUAUUCUCUAUCGUAACCAAAAGGUUUAUCAAUUGAUCUGAAAAUUCCAUAAAACAGCACCAAUAGUUCCUAAUUACGAAGCUGAUGUAGUUUCUCUGUUUUAAUUGUAGAUCACAAAGUCGCUUGCUUUCGUGUCCGACAACUUCUGCUCAAAAUUGGGUAUUUGCUGAGUUUCGUCAGACUAUACAAGCAACUCGAUUUUAUGCAAGUGGAAGAGGAAAAGACUACAAUCUAUUUGGUAAUGUGAAACCAGGUGAUGAUGACUUUAGAAAAACAUGGGAGAAAGAAAUGGAGGAUGAUGAUACUCUAUGGUCAGGAAGUGAAGACGAAAGCAAUGAUAAGACAAAACAAGAAAGCGGAAGAAACCGUCUUGAAAAAGAGAUUAAGAAAGCUAGACAACAAGCUAAGGAUAGCACCGAUCAAAUUGAUGGAGAUGAUAGUGAUGAAUUGUACAGCGUUUGGUCAGGAAGUGAUGAGGAAAAAACGCUGUGGACUGGCGAUGAAGGUGAUGAUGACGACGAUAUUCCAACAGAGCCACGCCCGAACGAGGCAUCUGAUAAAUACUUAGAUAAGUUGUUUGAGUUUGAGGAGAAACCAAAGUACAGGACAAUCUCAGAGUUGUUGAAAUCUGAAAAUGAACCUGAGGAGCUUUCACCCGGUAAAAAGGCGAGGAAGCUUGCUGUUGAGAACGCGUUGAAGAAACUGAAUAAAGGGCCUGAUGGGCGCUACACAAACGUGUGGGAAGUAAUGAGUGAUGUUGACAUUCUGAUUGGAGCAUUUGAAAACAUUAUCUCGGGACCUGAGUAUGAAGAGCUAAGAAAAGGUGGACCCAAGAGACUGAACAUGCAGUUCUUCAAGGAUAUACAAACUCGAAUGAGAGAUCCAAACUUCAAGUUCACACCUGAAAUAAAGUUGAAGCCAAAGAGUAAACUAGUGCCUAGGAAGAAAUGGCAGAAGGCACAGUCCAGAAUAAGGAAAGCGAAGAAGCGGUAAAAGCUCCACGCUAGUUCAACGAUUUCGAUAGAUUUAACAGGUUUAAAGCAUGCUUAGAGAACACCAAACAGCCUCCAAAAAUAUCCACUCAAGUCUUAUUUCAUCGUAAAUUUGUAAUGCGGUACCGUGAGUAAACAGCUUUCCUUUACCGUGAUUCUGGUCUUUAUGAUUCCUUCUUCUAAAGAAAGAAGCUUUGAAAGAAAAGCUAAAGAUGCUUUGGUCCCUCUUGGACAUUUUUUUGGGGAAGAAGAAUACAGCUUUUUGCAUUCUUUUGAUCUUCAAAAGUUUUCUUUUUUUCCUUUGGUGUUAAAAAGAUUGGAACUUGUAAAUGUGACACUCUCUUGCCCUUUGAAGCUUAUUCUAGUCAAAAUAGUAAAAAUGAAGCAAUUUGCCUAACAAAUCACAUGAUUCUGAUUUU